UCGAGAAGCAAACCGACGAUCUAUCUAGGCUCGAGCUGGAAGUGCUGUGUUGUGCUAUUUUGUGCAUCAUCACGCAGCCCCCAGUAACAGCACCGGUAUUCAGCCUUCUGCAUGAGAACGGUAAUCAUAUCGCAUCACAUUCCAUCCACGAAAAUCAAGCGAAUCAGUCGCCUUACGCACCCAGGGUAUCACCCAAUCCCAUCCAUACAUCCGCCACCUGGAUGCAAUUGCUAAGCUGCAACACCUCGGCAAAGGCCAUCUCACAUCCCCGCGCAUGAGUUGUGUGAGAGCUGAUGGAAAGUCAACAACCUUACAAGCGCAACUUCCAGCCAAUAUCCGUGGGGAAAUGCUAUGCGCAAACUGCUACUGACCGGUUUGGCGAUGGCGCCAAAGCCGCAGUUCGUGAUCGCGAGCGGGUGACUUUGGGCAUGCACCCUCAGAGCGCCGAGCUACCCUUUACCUGGCCCGGGAACGACUCAGACGAUGAGAGAAACACCGGGCCUUCAAUAUACCGCUUGAUACCAUCUAUGCAGAAAUUUCGGAGCAAUCUGACUGCUCUUUCUCAAGUGUACAAUCUCUACUUCUCUGCUUACCAAGGCCGAAUAUUCGUCUACAGACCCCGCGCUGCUCCGAGCCAGGCACUUCCGAGCCAGCCUAAUCUACAACUGAAGCCUAAAGCAAGUACUGUCGCCCAAUUAGUCGGUGGACAACUCGACGAGUCUCGGCCACACACAGUCAACCAUAUGAUCACAGGGUUUCUUGGCGACGAAGAAAUAGUCCUCGCGUGCUACGACGACGGAGAUGUGGUUGCAUAUUACACCAAGGAAAUUGAGAAACAAGCCAUAGAAUGCCGUGGCACAACCGACAGGCCACACAAAUCUGUUCCGAAACAAUUCUUUCAUGAAAAUGUUGGGAUAUCAGCUUGGGGCUUAGCUGUCCAUCGAAAGUCUCGCUUGAUCGCCGUCAGCUCAAACAGGCAUGAGGUUGUCGUCUUUGCCCUGGCUCUAACACAAGACCCCCUGAGUCGCAGGGCAAGCUUGUCCCGCACGACACAUUUAGAGAUUCCAACACGAACCCGGAAUUGGCGGAUCGUGAUACGGAUGGCUCCCGGUGCAGACAAUAUCCCAAAUAUAUGUUUUGUCGACGAUUGUCAAGGCCACGCACAGCGGAUUUGCGCAAUCGACAUUAAGGGAACUGCAUGGUUGGCAGAUAUUUGGCAAGGAAACAGAGGUCUGAUAGUCGUUCCACCACUAUGUUCAAAUCUACUGAAAAGUGAGGAGUUCCAUCCUGCCCCAUCCAGAGGAUGGGGGAUAUUUGCUCUGGAUGAAAGGGAUUUUCUCAAGGUCAAGACUGCUGAGGAACUAUUUGGCGUGCCCACCAAUCGACUAGAAGUUAUUCCAGCAGGCAGUGGCUGUCAGCAACCAUUGGUGAACGUCAGAAGCGCAAUAACUAAUAUUCCUGAUAAUCCACACAACAUGCUGAGGCCACUAAACCAGCCUGGUCCAAUGAUUCCUCUUGCUUGGGAACCCGAUAUGCCUCAGCUUGGUUUCAUUGUACCGGCAGAAGAUCUUCUGGGAAGCGAUGUAGGUGAGGAAGAAUUCGAGGACACUGAGGAUGAAACCGACGAGGAACACGAUGAAGAGGGCGACUCGGAAGAUGGUUCGGAAGUCGAUUCAGAGGAGGAUGCUAUCGUCGCGGGCACAGAUUGGAGCUCCUUUUAUUUCCAAGCCCACGAAUUAGCGCAAGGCCUGAGCACUUACAAGUCACCUAGUAGUUCUCCUGACAAUCUCUACGCCUGGGAUGCAACAUUCAAGCAACAGGACUCUGAAGUUCAAGGAAAGAACAAGAAGGACGUGGAGCAUGCUAUGAGCGGGGACGCAACGGCUCCCCAUAAACUCGACAUGACAUAUUUUCCUCACAGCAAUACGGUCUAUCGAACACCCCGAAAAGCAGAAAUGAUGAUGGCUUAUUGGAGGAGACCUCCUGAGUACAAUCGACAUCCUCAGUUGCCAGAGGCAUAUCUGGCAGAUCUCGGGAAAAAGCUGUUUCUGUUGCGAACCUAUGAGAAAGAUAUAGAGUUGCGCUCAUUCUCUCCGAUCCCGAGCAGGGCGUUGCCGACGGAGUUUGGAGUUAUCUGCUCGGACGCACUCAAGUUUGGACGAUUUCGCGACCCUGGGCUAAGGCGACAUUUCCAUGCAACCAGUAGGCUCAACAUGAUUGCGCUGGCCCCCGAGCUCUCACUUAUGGCUAUUGGAUCACCAACCGGGCGCGUCGUGCUUUUGACAUUGACUCGGAAGGCUGUCCCUGCGGAGCGCGAUGAUGGAACAUGGGAGCACGGAUUUCGAGUUGAGUGGGUGCUGCCGACAGGAUCCGACGAGAUGGAACAUCGCAAGACGUUGCGACCUAUGCACGGAAUGGCCAUGGGGCCAGUCCAGGUGGGAGACGAGGCCGGAGGGGUGUUUCAUUUCCAUCUCUGA
This is a messenger RNA of Fusarium redolens, 2477 nucleotides long. RefSeq lists its product as uncharacterized. NCBI's taxonomy places the organism in Eukaryota, Fungi, Ascomycota, Sordariomycetes, Hypocreales, Nectriaceae. The transcript is spliced from 4 exons. Bases 294 to 2477 code for a protein of 727 amino acids. The record is from RefSeq and is a predicted model, not a curated record.